AUGGCGUCACUGCUGGUCGUCAGAGGGGCGGGGCUCGGAAAGUCCUCGGAACAUGCGGUUCAUGACGUCACAGGCAGCGACGGGGACAUCCAUCCUUUCCUCAGGGUAGCCAGAAGCUCCACGGCCAAUAUGGUCUUUAAUUCCCCAGAGCUGAAAGGCCGCUUCACGCGCUGGUUCGACCACAAUGACAACGGAAAGGCUGAGUUUGAUGAGGUCAGAGAUUAUCUGCGUCGUUUCAAACCAAACAUCAGCCCCAAUGCUGUGGCGGCUUUCAUUCGUCGGAGAGAUGCUGAUGGUAACGGUAUGAUCGACUUCAUCCCCGAGUACGUCGAAGAUCUGACCACCCCAGACUUCACUCUGGAAGCGGCCAAUGAGUGGUUUCAGCUACAGGACACCAAUGACGAUGGAUAUGUCUCUGAAUUCAAGAGCCUGUACAACCAGUAA
This is a messenger RNA of Aplysia californica (California sea hare), 444 nucleotides long. RefSeq names its product probable calcium-binding protein CML23. Bases 1 to 444 code for a protein of 147 amino acids. The record is from RefSeq and is a predicted model, not a curated record. The transcript is spliced from 4 exons. Gene Ontology annotation, molecular function: calcium ion binding. NCBI's taxonomy places the organism in Eukaryota, Metazoa, Mollusca, Gastropoda, Aplysiida, Aplysiidae.